AUGGAGCUGCAGAGGCGAGUAUUCCUUCUGACGUGGAUUUUCUUUCUGACCUUCGACGUUGUCAUCAACGCUGAAGCAUCUCAAUGUAUCCAAGAAACAACUCCAGAGAACGAGAAUGAGAAGGUUAAAGAGAUAUUUAAAAAUCCCCACAACAAAUAUAUUUUUCGGAAAGACACCAAAUCUUCCAAUGAAACUUCGCUGGUUGGAAAGCCGACCACGUGUUUGCGGAUGCUGUGGAAGAAAGAGGCGAACAUGUCUAAAGCCAGCAUCUGUUUGAUCUACACAGAUGAAAUGAACGAAACGAUAAUCAAUAUACUAUCCGUGAAAAGUGAAGGUGGAAACACCUUAGAGUUUACGUUCAAUGAGGUAACUUUAUUAGAGUUCCUUGACAGGACGGUGAAAUAUAAGGUUCUGAGUACGAAUUCUUCUUGUAGCAUUUUAGAGAAACCAAAAAACAGCUAUGGAAAGUGUGCGUACUGGGUCCUGUACACAGGUGGAGGUGGCAGGGUUGCAAAGUGGUGCAAGCCGCCCAGGAAGCCUAAGUGCGAUGUAGAGAUACACACCCUCCAAGAACCUGGGAGAUGCUAG
This is a messenger RNA of Ixodes scapularis (black-legged tick), 588 nucleotides long. RefSeq lists its product as uncharacterized. The record is from RefSeq and is a predicted model, not a curated record. NCBI's taxonomy places the organism in Eukaryota, Metazoa, Arthropoda, Arachnida, Ixodida, Ixodidae. Bases 1 to 588 code for a protein of 195 amino acids. The transcript is spliced from 6 exons.